Orussus abietinus is the source of this 1837-nucleotide messenger RNA. Its product is annotated as potassium channel subfamily K member 18. The transcript has 8 exons. Gene Ontology annotation, biological process: stabilization of membrane potential; potassium ion transmembrane transport. Gene Ontology annotation, molecular function: potassium ion leak channel activity. The record is from RefSeq and is a predicted model, not a curated record. NCBI's taxonomy places the organism in Eukaryota, Metazoa, Arthropoda, Insecta, Hymenoptera, Orussidae. Bases 175 to 1647 code for a protein of 490 amino acids. Gene Ontology annotation, cellular component: membrane.
AGAGGUUUCGGAGCUUUCGUAGUUUCCGUGGUUCUCGUGGCCCAGUAGUAUGUCGCGACGCGACUCGAAGAGAUCGUCGAUCCUUGCGAUCCCGGGCCCGAAGCCGUUGACCCGUCGUUGCAACGCAACGGCGCAAAGGUAACGAUGACCCCGACUCGAGAAGUCCUCGAGUAGAUGCCCGGACCCUGCGAAAUGGACCGGCCUCCCGGUCCCGGAGCCUUCCGGGAGAGGAGGUCCGGAACCGCCAGGAGGCGGAGGAUGAGGAGGAGGACGCAACACUGGACCGAGCGACUGGCCGACUGCAUGCGCAACUUCCUCGCCUUCCUCUUUGGCAACGUCGGCAUAGUCUGCCUCGUGGUGGGCUACACCGUCGCCGGGGCGUUCGUCUUCACAGCCAUCGAGGGGAAAUUCAACUUCCAGAGGGCCGGGGAGAUCGCCGCCCUGAGGAACCUCACCGCCUCCCGCCUCUGGGAACUGACCUACCAAGUACCGGGAAUUUUAGCAUGUCCUCCCUCUUCUCCUUUUUCUCCCGUUUCGAUGGCAAUUUCAUUCGGCUUCCAUUUGGUUUCGUUGCAUGGAGGAAGAAUUAAUUUUCCACGGUCCCGAAGUAAUUUACCGAGCCGCGGCGGGGAGGGACCCGGCGUCGCCGCGGAAUUCCGCGUCCGGAGAUCGAUGGUCCACGGUUUGCAGGAGAACGUCUUCUCGGAGAAGGACUGGAAGGCCAAGGUGCGCGUCGUCCUGGAGGGCUACCAGGAAGUCGUCGUCGCCGCCGCGAGAAAUGGCUACCAAGGCGCGGACUCCGUCGAAGGGACCAAACAGUGGAGCUUCGCCGGGGCCUUCCUUUACUCCCUUACCGUGAUAACCACCAUAGGGUACGGAAAUACCUGUCCGAAUACCGCAUGGGGGAAGGUGGUGACGAUAGUUUACGCCAUCGUUGGUAUGCCGCUCUUCCUCCUGUACCUGAGCAACAUCGGCGACAUCUUCGCGAGGAGCUUCAAGUGGACCUAUGCGAGAUGCUGCCUCUGCAGGUGCCGCGGAAGAUCGAAAGGGUCGGAGUCGGAGGUGGUUCGGAGAUCCGGGUCCAGAGACUCGUCCGGGAGAGACCGACGGCAGUCCAUCAGGAUGCAGAACUACCGGCCGGAAGGUCCUUCCCCGGAACGCGGGAAACCGGGCUCGAUCCGGGAAAAUAUCGGAGCGGAAAAGGAAGACGACCUCCAGGGAGACGAGGACGACGGCGACGGCGACGACGACGACGACUGCUAUUCCUCCGUCCGCGAAGACGAAGACGACGACAGCCACGACGACCCCCAGGAAGUCACCGUUCCUUUGACGCUCUGCCUCGCUAUUAUGGUGGGAUACGUGUGCGGUGGCGCCAUGCUUUUUUCCAAAUGGGAGGACUGGGACUUCCUGGACGGGUCAUAUUUCUGCUUCGUGUCCCUGUCGACCAUUGGAUUCGGUGACAUCGUUCCCGGUGACAAGAUCUAUUCCGGCCAAGGACUCGAACUGUCCUUCGUAUUCUGCUCCAUGUACCUGAUGUUAGGCAUGGCCCUGAUCGCCAUGUGUUUCAACCUGAUGCAAGAGGAAGUCAUAGCGAAGAUGCGAACUCUCGGAAGGAUCGCCAGGUACAUCGUCAGGUGCGGCAGAUGACGGAACGGUCCCCGAAGGAAGCCAAGCCGCCACCGGUUGUGACGAAGAUGCCCGAUCGAUGAGAAGCGCAAAACCUCCCCCGACGCGUCGCCUCGCUCCUGGAAGGAGAUCGUCCCGCCUCGGGCUCGAUGGCGUCGCCUCCGUAAGGGCGGGGAUGCGGUCCGGCGCCGGCGGCCAUCAUCGCCGGGCC